Molecule: messenger RNA, 857 nt
Organism: Vigna radiata var. radiata (mung bean)
Lineage: Eukaryota; Viridiplantae; Streptophyta; Magnoliopsida; Fabales; Fabaceae
Exons: 4
Coding region: 1-666 (221 amino acids)
Source: RefSeq, a predicted model, not a curated record
AUGCGCCGCCAUCAUCCUCGCCAGAACCACCAUCGUGCUACACAACCAUCAAUGGUUAGAGACACCAACCAAACCGAACCCAGUGGAGGAUCCGAAAACGAACCCGGGUCCCCAACAUAUGAGUCCACCGUCUCUAACCUCGCCACAGGUGAACCCUUCUCCGGAAAAAACCCUCUUCACCUCCAGAUUCAUCAUGGCUUGGUGAACAUUCUCGGUUUCUUCCCCAUCAGGAGGCCAGGAUCAUUGGAUUUUGACGGAGCAUGGUUAUUCGGAUAUGGAAUUGGAAUUCACUUGCUUCAAGUAAAGGACCCUUGCAACAUUCCAAGAAAGAAAGAAAUUAAUCCGAAAGAUAAUCACAUAUCAUUCCAGGCAAGCAUGGGAGCAGUAGAGAAGAAGCUUGAGGAAAUGGAGAUAGAAUACGUGCGUGCAACGGUGGAGGAAGGUGGGAUCAAAGUGGAUCAAUUGCUUUUUCAUGACCCGGAUGGGUUCAUGGUUGAGAUAUGCAAUUGUGAUAUCCUUCCAAUGAUUCCCUUAGCAAGUGACAUGGUUAGGUCAUGCUCUCGAAUGAACCUUCAGAUGCUUCAACAGAGACAGAUACACCAAAUUGUGAAACAGGACUCAGCUUUUCCUUCGGGCCACACCAAAAUUCAAAACACUAUUGUUUAGGUCACACUUGCAUGUAUAAUUAUCAACUCCUCCUUCUUCCUCUUCUUCAUCAUGUUACUGUACUGUUUUCUUUUUCUGUCAAUUUUGUUUUCUCUGUAAUAUUGCGUAGUUUGAAGUGUAAACCCUAUAGUUUUUCUACUAGAUACUUAUUGUAUAAUUGGUUUUUUCUAUGUGAUUUUUUUUUGUUUCCA